AGGCCAGGGAUCGAACCUGAGACCUCAUGUUUCCUAGUCAGAUUCAUUUCCACUGCACUAUGAUGGGAACUCCUAAAGGACUGUCUUUUACAUGGUUUUCUUUAAAUGGCUUGAGAUUUACUUCUAAUUGAACAUUGAUUAGAUGUUUGGAUCUCAAUGACCUCUUUUUUUUUUUUUUUACGGAUGAUGAGUACAAAUUGAACAGCAGAGAAUGUUAAUAGAGUGAUAUAUAUUACAUAAAAUCAGGGCUCUCAGUAAUCUCUGGAAUGACCCUUUGAUCUUUCAAAGGGUUUUGGAUGAAACUGUAGUAAUUAAUUUUAAUCCACCUUUCUGUAAGGUCACAAAGUACUUCCACCUUUGAAAGUGUCUUGGAGUCUCACAGUCAUCCCAAAUGAAGGCGAAUGCUCCCUAUUUUACAGAUUUUACAGACAGACCCUAGGAUCCUGAAUAAUUUUUGGAUUCGUAGCCCUUAAGAUUGACUUGGUCAAAGCUCAUCAUGUCCAAGUUGAAAAGUUCAGAGUCAGUCCGGGUGGUGGUUCGCUGUCGGCCCAUGAAUGGCAAGGAGAAGGCUGCUUCGUACGACAAAGUGGUGGAUGUGGACGUGAAGCUGGGGCAGGUAUCUGUGAAGAACCCCAGGGGAGUGGCCCAUGAAAUGCCCAAGACCUUCACCUUUGACGCCGUCUACGACUGGAACGCCAAGCAGUUUGAACUUUAUGAUGAGACGUUCCGACCGCUGGUGGACUCUGUCCUGCAGGGUUUCAAUGGGACAAUCUUUGCCUAUGGACAGACUGGGACUGGGAAAACCUACACGAUGGAAGGAGUCCGGGGCGACCCUGAAAAAAGAGGGGUCAUCCCUAACUCGUUUGAUCACAUCUUCACCCAUAUCUCUCGAUCCCAGAAUCAACAGUACCUGGUCAGGGCUUCUUACUUAGAGAUCUACCAAGAGGAGAUCCGAGAUCUGCUCUCAAAGGAUCAGACCAAAAGACUUGAGCUCAAAGAGCGGCCUGACACUGGAGUGUACGUGAAGGACCUGUCUUCCUUUGUCACCAAGAGCGUGAAGGAAAUAGAGCACGUGAUGAAUGUGGGGAACCAGAACCGUUCUGUUGGUGCGACCAACAUGAACGAGCACAGUUCCCGUUCUCAUGCAAUUUUUGUCAUCACCAUCGAGUGCAGUGAGGUGGGCCUCGAUGGAGAAAACCAUAUCCGGGUUGGGAAAUUGAACCUUGUAGAUCUUGCCGGCAGUGAACGGCAGGCCAAGACCGGUGCUCAAGGGGAAAGAUUGAAGGAAGCGACCAAGAUCAACCUGUCCCUUUCAGCCUUGGGUAAUGUCAUCUCUGCCCUGGUGGAUGGCAAAAGCACACACAUUCCAUACCGGGACUCAAAGCUUACCAGGCUCCUCCAGGAUUCUCUUGGUGGCAACGCCAAAACGGUGAUGGUAGCCAAUGUGGGGCCUGCCUCUUACAAUGUAGAAGAGACUCUGACCACUCUGAGAUAUGCCAACCGUGCCAAAAACAUUAAGAACAAACCAAGGGUCAACGAGGACCCUAAGGAUGCCCUCCUUCGAGAAUUCCAGGAAGAGAUUGCUCGGCUCAAGGCCCAGCUCGAAAAACGGUCCAUUGGCAGAAGGAAGAGGCGGGAGAAGCGGAGGGAAGGUGGUGGUGGCAGUGGGGGUGGGGAAGAGGAGGAGGAGGAGGGAGAAGAGGGUGAGGAAGAAGGGGACGAUAAGGACGAUUACUGGCGGGAACAGCAAGAGAAACUGGAGAUCGAGAAGCGGGCCAUUGUCGAGGACCACAGCCUGGUUGCAGAGGAGAAGAUGAGGCUGCUGAAGGAGAAGGAGAAAAAGAUGGAGGAUCUGAGGCGAGAGAAGGAUGCCGCCGAGAUGCUGGGUGCCAAAAUCAAGGCCAUGGAGAGUAAGCUGCUUGUCGGAGGAAAAAAUAUAGUAGAUCAUACAAACGAACAGCAGAAAAUCCUGGAGCAGAAACGGCAGGAAAUUGCAGAGCAGAAACGUCGAGAAAGAGAAAUCCAGCAACAGAUGGAAAGCCGAGAUGAGGAGACCCUGGAACUGAAAGAGACCUACAGCUCACUGCAGCAAGAGGUGGACAUCAAGACCAAGAAACUCAAAAAGCUCUUCUCCAAGCUUCAGGCAGUGAAGGCAGAAAUCCACGACCUCCAGGAAGAGCACAUCAAGGAGCGGCAGGAGCUGGAACAGACGCAGAAUGAGCUCACAAGGGAGCUGAAACUCAAGCAUCUUAUCAUAGAAAACUUCAUCCCUCUGGAAGAGAAAAGUAAAAUUAUGAAUAGAUCCUUCUUUGAUGAAGAGGAAGAUCAUUGGAAAUUACAUCCUAUAACCAGACUGGAGAAUCAGCAGAUGAUGAAGCGGCCAGUCUCAGCUGUGGGAUACAAGAGACCACUGAGCCAGCAUGCAAGAAUGUCCAUGAUGAUUCGUCCAGAGGCACGGUACAGGGCAGAAAACAUCAUGCUGUUAGAGCUGGACAUGCCCAGCCGGACCACCAGAGACUACGAGGGCCCUGCCAUUGCCCCCAAAGUCCAGGCCGCCUUGGAUGCGGCUCUGCAGGACGAAGAUGAGAUCCAAGUGGAUGCGUCAUCCUUUGAAAGCACUGCAAAUAAGAAAUCCAAGGCCAGGCCUAAAAGUGGAAGGAAGUCGGGAUCCUCCUCCUCUUCCUCAGGAACCACUGCAUCUCAGCUUUAUCCACAGUCUCGGGGGCUGGUUCCAAAGUAAAGCCACUUCCUCCUCUCCCAGGGUGUAAACAGCCUUUGCCUUCUGAGAGAAGAGACAAACAAAACCCGCAGAGAGGACUUGAGCCCAAACUCAGAACCAUUCCCCUGGGGAGAAGCGAUGGCCUCUUUGCAGAUUAACCAACUUAAUCUGGCUGAAACGUGCCAGUCCUAAUCUGGCACUCAGCUCCUCUGGGAAGCAUCUCUUAAUUAGCAUCUCAGAAAUGCAUGGGUAAGGUGAAGCGCGAUAGUUGAAGUGGAAAGCAAGAGAACGACCAGCAACCUUGCUUCCCUUCUCCCUUUCGCCUGCUCCUCCCGUCCCUUUCUUUGCCCUCCCAUCCUCUCCCCUCUCCUCUUCCAGCCUGUUCUCUACACUGGGCUCCCUUCUUGUUGAACAGUGGGGCAGAUCAGGAGUCACCUUAGCAGGACCAAGUCUUUGGAGCCUCAGAUAAAAUGACAGUGAGGUUGAAAAGCCCGAGAAGUUGAACAGGUGCUUGUUCUCAUAGCUAGAAAGGAGAAAUCUCAUGUGGAUCCGAGCCUCCGAGGGCACGGUCCAUGCACCUCAGUAAGAAGUGGAUCUGCCUUUGGGAUCUGCCAAAGGAGCAAAUGUUUUCCAAGGAAGCUACCAGUUUCUGCUCCAGAAGGAUUUAAUGUCAGCAGCAAUAGAAAUGCCAUUCCCUUUGCCUCCGUGGAGAGUUUAGGGAAACAGCUUCUUUAAAACCUCAAAACCAUGACCAUCUUGUCAAAGACUUAAAUCUGUAAGCUGAUGCCAUGUCCAUAUACGGUGUCACUUUACUCUUCAUUUGUCACCGUCUUUUCCCACGCAGGCAUGCUGUGAGCAUCCCCGCCUGGGCCCAUCUUCUGCCUCCAGAGCAUGCUCUGCAGUGGGCCAGUUCUGUGGGAGAAGGGAGGCUGGCUCUGCCUUCUCUGAUAGAACCAGAGCUGGGGGAGUGAGACAUACAGUGGCACUUUUAACCCCCCUGCUCCGUAUUUGCAGAGAGACCAUGGGGUGACUAGGCAGGUGCAGAGAUGGAGUCAUGAGGCUCAGUGCGGUGGCAGGGGAAGACAGAGGGGUCCUGCCUGCCUUCAGCAGAAAACCCACCCAAUCUUAGGCCUGUGGCUCCCCACAGGCAGAGCCCAAGGUGGUGGCGAGGCGUGGCUGUGCAGCCAAACAGGCUUAGAGGAGUGAGUUAGGAAUUCCCGUUUACAUAUACUAGUUUGGUUUGUAAGUUUUAGUUCUCUGUAUCAUUGAAAUUCAGAGCUUUGUUUUAUGUUGGUCAUUAGGUUAACGUUACUCGUUUUUUUUUCCCCCAAGAGAAGCUCAUCAGUGUGUGUCGGUGUGCAAGCCUGAGAUCUUUGAAUGUGUUCAUGUGUGUCUGAAAGAGAGAGAGAGACCAAGAACUUGCCUGACUUUAGAAAUACACUAAUGUGCAGGUGUUGCCUUUGUCUGUAUUAAAGGCCCAUUGAAUGAUUAAUAACCAGGCUGGAAGCUCCCAUGUGGGUGUCUGAGUCCACGAGCCAAGCCUGAGGGGACAGUAUGAGUCCCCAGUCGGCCACACCAGCGCACCUUGCUGGCACGGUGCCUCGGGAAAGUGGCGACUCAGGUGGGCCUUGAGUUACACUUUAACUCAGCUGCUCAGUUCCCAGGGCACAUUUCUGGAUCGGAACCCAUGGGAAAGAGGCGGUACCAAGUGCAAUGUCUUAGUGUUCUACGGCUGGAGAUCUGUCGUCUGGCAGCCCAUCUCCUUUGUAGUAACCGUUCUUUCUGAACCCAGAGCCCUUUGCAGCAGUUCCCAGAGCAUAACGGAGGCCUCCCUCAUCUUUCUCGGGAUCAAACCCUGCUUCUUUAUUACUUCCUAAGAACUUAACUGUUUGAAUAGGAGCCCACUGAUGAGGUGGGAAGCCUAGGAGGUCACCUGCCAGUUACACCUUUCUCUUGCACCACAUUUCCUCGAAGCUAGUCCAAAUUUGGUAGACUGAACAUACCCAUCUUGCAAAUCUGAGAGUUGAAAGCUCCAGGUAGCACUCUAGAUGAAUGCUGAUGUCUCCAGGUGACUGUUCAGACCACGGGUGGUUGAGUGACCAUAGAACUUUUCUACAAAGGCAAACAAAGAAAGCCAGGUGGACAGGCAGGGUUAUGAAAACAGGCUUGCCUCAUCCGUGGCCGUGUUCAUCUGCUGAUCUGUGAAAUGAAGACGAACUCCUGGGUAGAAAUGAAACUGUCCCUUGCCCCAAGCAGUCUCUGGUGCUUUUCUUCUCUCCAAAUGGAUCCGAUGAUACUUGGAUAGAGAGUAAAAUGUCUUGCUGCCACCAGAAAGCUGCUACCUUGGGCUCUGAAUUGAGCCAAAGGUGUAGACCUACCCAGUCGACUGAAGGACCAGGUCUUCACGUCUGUAGUCAUGCUAGAGUGCUCCCAGCCAUCUGAAAGCCUUCGUGGGUGCAGCAGCUAAUGAAGGCUGGAAGCAAGUCUGCCAGGAUCUAAGAAACUCAUCGGGGAGAAGGAGUUUAAGACGGUGCGUGCAUGUAACCCUCUUCAGGCCCCCUUUUUUGCUCUGAUUGGCAGGAAUGUAUCUGGCUUCAAAUCUUAAAGUCACAUGUCUCCCAGACCCCUGGAUUCAGAACCCAAGGCCACAAACCAUAGGCAUGAAGCACUUUGUUAAGACAGUGACCCAUCGUCGUUGGAUUGUUCCCGUCAAAUGCCUGCAUGCUGCUUGAAUUGCACCACCCACACCUCCGUGACCAAGGGCGUCAGAGAGUUCUGCAGCUCAGGCGUGGGCCACGCUCUGCUUCUCCUGUCUGACUCUUGUAAGUCCUCCGUCACUGAAUGUAGAAGCGUUGCCAAGUUUCUGAGAAGUGUCGAUUCCCUGUUAACCUGGGAUAUCAGUUCUGCCUCACAUUUCCCACUUGAGGUCGAGGCUCACUGCGAACAACACCUGGGGCCAUCUCAACACCAUCAGUGGACAAAAAUGGGGCUAUUAAUAUACUCUCACAAAGCCAUAAUCAGAAAGCUCAGAGGGAACUGGAUAAGAAUAGUGGGCCUGGCUAUUGUCUGUCACGCAAGGUUUUGUCUUGUACUGUUCGGAAAUCUGCCACCCUCCUCCCCGCCCUUGUUUCUUGAAUGAAAUGCUUUUUGAGGUUAUUUAUGAAAGGAGUGAUCCUGGGGCAGCUCGGAGGCUGUGGGCUUUAUGGCUCCUUGGAGUUAUAAUCGAUCUUGACCUUCUCUUUGGCUACCUUUAGACAAAGAAUAUGCCAAUACUUGGGGCUCUAAGUUUUACAAUUGAUAUUUAUUUGUAUCAUCUCUUUGUCUAGGAAUGUAAAAGUGAUUCUAAGCUAAGAUGUGUAAUAAAAAUCAAUCAGAUUUAUUGUACCUACAAAAAGCUGUCCUCAUAAAUGACUAACGCUUUUAAAAAUGACAUGCCCAUGGCUGACGUGCUGCCAAUUUCUUCAAACAUUUGAGUUUUUCAAGUGAAGGGAGGUGACAGUGGGAAAUCAAGAUUGAGUUGGAAAGUUGGCAUUUAAAAAAUAUAGCAGGAGUUCCUGUCGUGGCGCAGCGGAAAUGAAUCCGACUAGGAACCGGAGGUUUGCGGGUUCAAUCCUGGCCUCGCUCAGUGGGUUAAGGAUCUGGUGUUGCCAUGAACUGUGGUGUAGGUUGCAGACGCGGCUUGGAUCCCGCAUUGCUGUGGCUGUGGUGUAGGCCAGUGGCUGCGGCUCCAAUUAGACCCCUAGCCUGGAAACCUCCAUAUGCCCCAAGUGCAGCCCUAAAAAUGAAAAGAAAUGAGUUCCCGUCUUGGCUCAGUGGUUAACGAAUCUGACUGGGAACCAUGAGGUUGCAGGUUGGAUCCCUAGCCUUGCUCAGUGGGUUAAGAAUCCAGCGUUGCCGUGAGCUGUGGUGUAGGUUGCAGACGCGGCUCAGAUCCCGAGUUGCUGUGGCUCUGGCGUAGGCUGGUGGCUACAGCUCCGAUUGGACCCCUAGCCUGGGAACCUCCAUAUGCUGUGGCAGCGGCCCUGGAAAAGGCAAAAAGACAAAAAAAGAAAAAAAAAAAAAAAAAAAGAAAAAAAAAGUUGAAAGUCCUUUUCUAGAUGCUAGGUGUAUGGAGAUGAAAGAGAGAUGAUCUGAACUCUCAAAGAAUCAGUGGGAACCUCCAUAUGCUGCAGGUGCAGCCCUAAAAAACAAAAAGA
Sus scrofa (pig) is the source of this 6915-nucleotide messenger RNA. It is a transcript of the gene KIF3B, whose product is annotated as kinesin family member 3B. Gene Ontology annotation, cellular component: microtubule. Gene Ontology annotation, molecular function: ATP binding; microtubule binding; microtubule motor activity. The record is from RefSeq and is a predicted model, not a curated record. Lineage: Eukaryota; Metazoa; Chordata; Mammalia; Artiodactyla; Suidae. Gene Ontology annotation, biological process: microtubule-based movement; mitotic cell cycle.